This is a messenger RNA of Ramularia collo-cygni, 825 nucleotides long. RefSeq lists its product as uncharacterized. The transcript has 2 exons. Gene Ontology annotation, cellular component: ubiquitin ligase complex; cytoplasm. The record is from RefSeq and is a predicted model, not a curated record. Gene Ontology annotation, biological process: ubiquitin-dependent protein catabolic process; protein polyubiquitination; positive regulation of proteasomal ubiquitin-dependent protein catabolic process. Lineage: Eukaryota; Fungi; Ascomycota; Dothideomycetes; Mycosphaerellales; Mycosphaerellaceae. Gene Ontology annotation, molecular function: ubiquitin protein ligase activity; zinc ion binding; ubiquitin conjugating enzyme binding. Bases 1 to 825 code for a protein of 274 amino acids.
AUGGACGACUCCAAUCGCCAAUCUGCACGAGAUAGAAGAUUACAAGAGCAACAAGACCAUGAAGUUGCGCUGCGUUUGGCGGGCUACGAUGUGCCUUCCAGCAUCGCUAGUGAUUAUUCCAAGGCGGAUGAAGAUUUGGCUAGGGAGAUCUAUGAAGAUGAGCUGAGUCAACUCCUUGAGUCGACAUCUUUGACCACAGAGGCUGGUCCUAGCACGGGGAAAACGAACGAGACUUUGGAGAUAUCAGCUCAAGAAGAUCAACCUGGUGAUACUGAUGCUAGGGCCUUUGUCCAGGGAAGGGCUCCGAGGAAUUGUGUUGCUUGCCAUGAUAGUCCGGGGAUUAUAGCCGUACCCUGCGAUCAUCGCUACUGCGUACACUGUCUCACAGAGGUCUUCCGUAAUGCCAUGAGCGACGGAUCCGCCUUUCCACCCCGAUGCUGUCGGCAAGAGAUUCCAAUCGCUGACAUCCGACUAUACUUGGAUCAAAGUUUUGUCCAAGAGUUCGAGAAGAGAGCAGUAGAACUUGGAGCAGCACACCAAUUGUACUGCUACGAAUCGACCUGCUCCGCAUUCAUUCCCACGGAUAAGAUUCGUGCAGACGAUAAUGCUCAGUGUCCAGACUGCUCUCGAUGGACCUGUAUGCAUUGCAAAGCGCAGAGACACGAUGGUGACUGCCAAGAAGAUGAGAAGGUGCAACAGCUUCUACAAGUGGCCAGCCAGGAGGGUUGGAGGAGAUGUGAGUGUGGGAUCAUGAUCGAGCUCAACACAGGCUGCCACCAUAUGACAGUAAGUCCGACUCUUGCAAUCUGCUGGAUCGUCUACUAA